Molecule: messenger RNA, 2750 nt
Organism: Erigeron canadensis
Lineage: Eukaryota; Viridiplantae; Streptophyta; Magnoliopsida; Asterales; Asteraceae
Product: pentatricopeptide repeat-containing protein At1g62930, chloroplastic-like
Exons: 2
Coding region: 74-2644 (856 amino acids)
Molecular function (GO): protein binding
Source: RefSeq, a predicted model, not a curated record
GAAUCACAAACGACUGUUUGCUCACAAAACUAAAGCAUUUGAAUGACAAAAGUGAGUUUAUUGCAGCAACUCAAUGAUGUAUGCAAGAGCUGCUUCAACCCACCGAAGAUUCUUGUUUCUCAGAAAAUACUCAACUUCUGGUACGCCCCUUAAAUUCACCAGGCUUGAUGAUGCCCUCCAACUGUUCGAUGAAAUGCUUCAGAGACAACCUCCGCCUUCUAUCGUAAAAUUUAAUAAGCUCAUUGCUGGUAUUGUUAAGAUGAAACAUUAUUCCACCGCCCUUUCCCUCUUUAGACAUAUACAUUCGAUGGGUAUCGAUUCUAAUAUCUAUACAAUCAACAUUUCUAUUAACUGUUAUUGUCGUCUAAAUAAAGUUGGUUUUGGUUUUGCCUUAUUAGCCACCACCUUCAAACAAGGUUAUCCAUCCAUUUUAUCAACAUAUAGCACCCUCAUUAACGGGCUUGUCCAAAGCUAUCGGGUUUUUGAUGCUGUUGAGUUAUUCUACAAACUCGUUCGAGAGAAAGUUUGUGAGCCUGAUCAGGUUAUGUAUGGAAUCGUUAUUAAUGGGCUUUGUAAAGUAGGUCAAACUAAAAAGGCCCUUAAAUUGCUCAGGUUCAUGGAAAAAGGCACGUGUAAGCCAAGGGUAGAACAAUACAAUGCAAUCAUCGAUAGCUUCUGCAAAGACAAAAUGGUUGAUGACGCGCUACAACUCUUCAGCCAAAUGAUUGAAAAAGGUGUUUCAGCGGACGUCAUCACUUACAAUUCUCUGAUUCAUGGUCUUUGUAACUUUGGUAGGGAGAUUGAGGCUACAAGAACGUUGAUUGAUAUGGAGGAGGACGGAGUUCCUCCGGGCGUUGAAACCUUUAACAUUUUGGUUAAUUCACUUUGCAAGCAAGGAGCCAUGAAAGAUGCUGAGCUUGCUGUGCAAACAAUGGUACGGAAAGGUCUACAUCCUGAUGUAAUCACUUAUAGUGCACUAAUUCAUGGAUACUGUUUGCGUGGUGAAGUAGAUGACGCAAAACAAGUGCUAGAUCGAAUGGUGGAGAAGGAUCUUGUACCCAACAUAAUAUCAUACAACACCCUCAUAAAUGGAUACUGUAAGAAGAGGAAACUCAAUGAGGCCAUACUUCUUUUCCAAAAGCUUCAAGAUGUGGGUGUGAUUCCGGAUAUCUUUACACUCAACAUCUGCAUCAACGGUUGUUGCCGCCUCAAUGACGUGAGUUACGGUUUUGCCUUAUUAGCCACUAUCUUCAAACAGGGUCAUUCCCCUAAUUUAACGACUUAUAACACCCUCAUCAAUGGGCUUGUUCUAAAUGAUCGGGUUUCUGAUGCUGUUAUGUUAUUUAAGAAACUCCUUCAAGAACACGUUUGUGAGCCUGAUCAGUUUAUGUACGGAACUGUUAUUAACGGGCUCUGUAAAGUAGGUCAAAUUAAGAGGGCCCUGGAAGUGCUUAGAUUCAUGGAAACAAGGCGGUGCAAACCCUGGGUAGAACACUACAGUCCAAUAAUCGAGAGCCUCUGCAAAGACAACAUGGUUGAUGAUGCACUACAACUCUUCACCAAUAUGACUGAAAAAGGAGUCUCUGCCGAUGUCAUUACUUACAAUUCUCUGAUUCAUUGUCUUUGUAACUUUGGUCGAGAGAGUGAGGCUACGAGAAUGUUGAUUGAUAUGGGGGAGAAAGGAAUUCCUUCAGAUGUUUACACCUUUAACAUUUUGGUCAAUUCAUUUUGCAAGCAAGGAUCCGUAAAAGACGCAGAGCUUGCUGUGCAAACUAUGGUACAAAAAGGUCUACAUCCCAAUGUAAUCACUUAUAGUGCGCUACUUGACGGAUACUGUUUGCGUGGUGAAGUUGAUGAAGCAAAACAAGUGCUAGAUCGCAUGGUGGAGAAGGAUCUUGUACCUAACGUAGUUACAUAUAGUAGCCUGAUUAACGGAUACUGUAAAAAGAAGAAAAUCAAGGAGGCGAUGACUCUUUUCCAAGAAAUUCCAAAGAAGGGUUUGAUUCCUGAUGUAUGUACUUACAAUACUCUAAUACAAGGUUUAUAUGAAUCCGGGAAUCCCGCAGUGGGUAAAAAACUGUUCAAUGAGAUGCAAGCCAAGGGUGUGACUCCAGAUAUAGCUACUUAUAGGAUCCUAUUCCAUGGAAUGUGCAAUAAUUCCCAUUGUUCUGAUGCGUUGGCUCUUUUUCGUUCUUUGGAUAGCAAUGAUUUGAUGGAAGAUGUUGCUCUUUAUGCUAUAUUGAUUGAUGGCUUUAGAAAAUGUGGAAAGCCAGAAUUGGCGUUGGACUUGGUUGAUGAACUUUUGGCAAAAAGUUUAAAGCCAAAUAUGAAGACAUAUACGGUGUUGAUACGUGUGCUUUGCGAAGAAGGGUUAUUUCAUAAAGCUAAAGAUUUGUUUAGAAAGAUGGACGAGCAUGGCUGUUUGCCAGAUAGUUUCACAUACAAUGUUAUGAUACGAGGUUUUUUGAAGAAAAACGAAUGUCAAGAGGCAGAGAUAUUCCUUGAAGAAAUGAUCAACCGAGAUAUUAUGCCUGAUUAUGCUACUUUGAAGAUGUUGCUAGACCUAAUUCCAAACACAGGGCAAGAUUCACGAAUACAGACUAUCAUUCAUAAGCUAGCAAAUGAAAGUAAAGAUGAAGUUUAACGUCUCAGUUCGUUUCCUGAAACUUCUAAAGCCCCAUCCCGAAGAAGUUAAGAGUGAAGUUACACAGAGAGAUGAAAAGGAAGGAUUUGAUAUAUAUUACCGAGUA